CUCCGGGACAUGCCCGCCUCCAGGAGUCCGGGAGCUCCUCCCAGCACUACACUUGAACUCCAGGGGCUGGACCACGCCUUCGACUCCAAGCACAUCGCGUCUGCUGUCAUUUUAGUCUCAGUCCCAGUGCGAAGCUGACCUCUGGUGCGAGGAUGGCGCUGUGGCUGGUGAACCUCGGGCGGAACGUGUUGCUCUGGGGCGCGAUAAGUGCUGUCUCCCUGGUGGGCGCCACCCUAAUCGUGAACCUCCUGAAGAUGGUGGCGAGCUACGCGCAGAAAUGGCAUCACAUGAGGUCAAUCCCGAGCAUACCGGGCUUCCUCCCCUUUUUGGGACACUCGCUGAUCAUAAAGCCGGACUCGAGAGAAUUUUUUCAGCAGAUGAUUUCUUACACUGAAGGAAACCGAGACGUGUCACUAUUGAAACUCUGGCUUGGACCAAUGCCAGUAGUGGCCAUGUAUAAUGCAGAAGUUGUGGAGGUGAUUUUAACUAAUUCAAAGGAAAUUGACAAAUCCUUUAUGUAUAAGUUCCUAGAACCAUGGCUUGGCUUAGGACUUCUUACAAGUACUGGAAAUAAAUGGCGCUCCCGGAGGAAAAUGUUAACACCCACUUUCCAUUUUACAAUUCUGGAAGAUUUCUUAGAUGUCAUGAAUGAACAAUCGAAUAUAUUGGUUAAUAAGUUAGCAAAACAUGUUAACCAAGAAGCAUUUAACUGCUUUUUUUACAUCACUCUUUGUGCCUUAGAUAUAAUCUGUGAAACAGCUAUGGGCAAGAAUAUUGGUGCUCAGAGUAAUAAUGAUUCUGAGUAUGUCCGUGCAGUUUAUAGGAUGAGUGAUGUGAUAUAUCGAAGAAUGAGGGUGCCUUGGCUCUGGCUUGACUUUUCAUUCCUUCUGUUUAAGGAAGGAUGGGAACACAAAAGGUGCCUAAAGAUUGUACAUGCUUUUACCAACAAUGUCAUCGCUGAACGGGCCAAUGAAAUGAAGAGGGAUAAAGAAUGUAAAGGUGAUGACAAGGGCACUACCUUCUCCAAAAACAAACGCCAGGCUUUUCUUGACAUGCUUUUGAAUGUGACUGAUGAUGAAGGGAACAAGCUAAGUCAUGAAGAUAUUCGAGAAGAAGUGGACACUUUCAUGUUUGAGGGCCAUGAUACAACUGCAGCUGCAAUCAACUGGGCCUUAUAUUUAUUGGGUUCUUAUCCAGAAGUCCAGAAAACAUUGGACAAUGAACUGGAUGAAGUGUUCGGGAAGUCUGAUCGUCCUGCUACCUUAGAAGACCUGAAGAAACUUAAAUAUCUGGAAUGCAUUAUUAAGGAGACCCUUCGUAUUUUUCCUUCUGUUCCUAUGAUCGCCCGUAGCAUUAAUCAAAAUUGCAAUGUUGGGGGCUACAACAUCGCGAAAGGCUCUCAAGCACUCAUUAUUUUCUAUGCACUGCAUAGAGACCCAAAAUACUUCCCAGAUCCUGAAGAAUUUAAGCCAGAGCGAUUCUUUCCCGAGAAUUCGAAAGGACGCCACCCAUACGCAUAUGUGCCCUUCUCUGCUGGACCCAGAAACUGUAUAGGUCAAAGAUUUGCCAUGAUGGAAGAAAAGACCAUUCUUUCCUGCAUCCUGAGGCAUUUUUGGGUAGAAUCCACCCAGAAAAGAGAAGAACUUGGUCUGUCAGGAGAGCUGAUUCUUCGUCCAAUUAAUGGCAUCUGGAUCAAGUUGAAGAGGAGAAACACAGAUGAAUCCUAAGUGUGUUAUUGGGCUGUGCCCUUCUCACAAAUAAGGCCUUUCUGUAAGGGAAGCUUUGCAUUUACAAUUUACAGGUCGUAAAUUCAAUAUUCUUAAUCCCUAGACCUAAUUUUUUCUUGUCCUCACUUACCUUAGGGUCAAGUGUAACAAAGAAAAAGUUUUUAUAUUUUCAUCACCACCAUAGUUCUUACCCCUGGUUUUAAUCCCAAAAGUAGAGUUGACUGAUAUUGGUACCCAAAUAAGAAUAUAGCAAGUUUCUCAACAGAGGGAAAUUUCAACUGAUAGACCCAAAGGAUAUAAUUUAGUUGAGGUCCCAGAAUUUUUUAAGGUAUUCUCGUUGACUCAGGAACAUAAAUAUGCAUGUAUACAUAUACAUUUAGUUUGAAAAGGGUAAGUAAUUAAGCACUUAGACUUAAGGAGCUUAAGUUUUUAAAAUUGUAUCAAUGGCAUCAGUUAUGAGAAGAAUUAUGAUGAUACUUUUCAGAUUUUAUCAAUUAGAAUAGAUGAUUUAUAAAUUGACUCAUAGGUUCUGUUCUCGUUUGACUAUGUACUUAUAGGCUUCAUUUUAUUCUAUAUAAUAUCAUGAUUACUUUUGUAUAUCACAUAUUAUUGGGAGAGAUUCCUCCUGGUACUCUCCAAUCCCUCACAGUGCCUCAUAAGGUUGAUUAAUGGCUUUUGGAAGGACCUUAGAGUUCAUCUCGUUAUAGUCCUUUUCAUUAGAAGUAAGGGAGUAAGAUCAAUGAGAAGGUAAGUUUCUGUCCAAAGUCGUGCCACUGGUGGGUGACAGGGCUGGAAAUAGGUAGAGGCCUAUACUUCAAACCUCUCCACUUCCAAUAUGAUACACAAUAUUCUAUUGUUUUAUGAACCUCAGCUCUAUAACUAGGUGUCUUAUUAGAACACAGAUCUUCUGCCUCUGAUUUUGGCAUAUUUUUUCUAAAUUCUUCCAUCAUUAAGGAAAAUAGAAGCCGUUCAUCUAUAUUUAGUAACUCAGUAAUGUCUCACUUAGUUUAGGAUUAAGCUUCCAGGAAAUUCAAUCCUCUAGAACAUACCUAUCAAGCUGAUAACUGACACACAUCCCCUGAAUUUUACUUCUAUCGAUAUCUCUAUUCCCUCAUUGAGUGACUUUAAAAACUUUUUUUAAAUAAGUAAUUUAAAUAACAUUGUUUCUUCAGUUUUCUAAAGGCAAUAGCAGAGAGAAGCAACAAAGAAGGAGGAUGUAAUAUGUAUUCUUCAUUGGAUAUCAAAGGAAGAGGUUACAAAACCAAAGCCAUAUUACAGUCUGGGACAUUUAGGUCAGUGUCAACAGCUCUACCCACUUUAUUAUCUCAAAGAGCCCCAGAGCAGACAAGUCAGUCCCUAAGUGGAUGAGAAACAUUCAAGAAAGUAUAUUAUAUAGUAAAAAAUGAUUUCCAUCACAUGGCAAAUUCCAUUAUCUAGAAGUGGAUAUAUGUAGAAAAUCUGUU
Messenger RNA from Rhinolophus ferrumequinum (greater horseshoe bat), 3190 nucleotides. RefSeq names its product cytochrome P450 4V2. Gene Ontology annotation, molecular function: heme binding; monooxygenase activity; iron ion binding. The record is from RefSeq and is a predicted model, not a curated record. Bases 153 to 1727 code for a protein of 524 amino acids. NCBI's taxonomy places the organism in Eukaryota, Metazoa, Chordata, Mammalia, Chiroptera, Rhinolophidae. The transcript is spliced from 11 exons.